Messenger RNA from Guillardia theta CCMP2712, 1713 nucleotides. RefSeq lists its product as hypothetical. The record is from RefSeq and is a predicted model, not a curated record. Bases 1 to 1713 code for a protein of 570 amino acids. The transcript has 20 exons. Lineage: Eukaryota; Cryptophyceae; Pyrenomonadales; Geminigeraceae.
AUGCUGGACAGGCAGACUACCUUCCCGCAUGUCCCUCCUCCCAUUGAUAUUGUGCAGGCUCAAUGUGACGUGUUCGCAACUGCUGCCGCGUGCGCCUCGCCCUCUACGGACGCAAGUCAGAUGAUCAGCGGCCGAACCAUCUCCUCCUUUGCCGACCUCGCUGCGAUCUACUCCACUGUGACGACACUUGCUCCUUCUCUUGCCUCCUCUCACUCCUCCCAGACGUUCACUCGUGCCUGCUCUUGGAACUCCGUCUCGCAGACAUGCGAAUACAGAUGCAACCAUGUGUAUGAGACUCUACCAUCUGCUACCUCCAGCUCUCACGCAACCAUAUCCCAGGCCCUCACUGUUUCCUUCGGCCAUAGCAACAAGAAUCUACUCGAUGCUGGAUCAGUCCUUCCAAGUCUGGUCUUCCAGCAGUACGGCGCGGGUUGCACAGCAUUCAACAUCGCUCCCCAGGCAAACGGCAACAAAGCUUGCACUAUCUGUGAAGAUCCCAACUUCAAUCCUCCAGAGUGCUCUACGGCAACCAAGUUCCCUGACUGCAUGACUGUCUGCAACAUGCUGCCAAACUGCACGAGUUUAUGUACAAAUAUUCUCUUCGGGGCAUCUCCGGCGAAUGUAACGAGCUCGAUGGCUGAGAGGUCUAGCAUCGAGUACCGGAUGAGCCAGGGCCUCGACGCGUUCACGGCAGACAUGCAGUGCUGCCAGCAGAGGAAGCUCGCGUCCAAGUCAUCGUCCGCCUGCGCCUACGAGUUGUGCUUCUUCGAGCAGUUUGCCGCCAACAAAUCCAACGGGAGGGACAUGUGGGUGGAUCAGACCCUCGUGACCGCCAUGGCUCAAGACUGCAGCGGGGGCACCUGCUCGGUGCUGGGAGCUGUGGUGACGUCCUCUGACGGGCUGCUCGGGUCUGCGAUGGAGAACAAUGCCGUCUCUGCUGAGACUCCAACUCUUCGAGCCGACCUCUUCUGGAACAUCACCAUGCCACAGCUUCGCUUUGACGCCCUGCUGACCAGCGCAACGGUCGAAGCAGCGACUGGUCUCGUCACAAUCUUCCCGCAAACAGUCCGAGUAGACGCGUUCAGCUUCCAGUCUUACGUCAAGAACUGCACGACCUCAGACCCGUGCAACCUUCAGAUCGGAGUGCUUCAGCAAGUGCUGCAGACCAAGUACAACAUCUUGUACCUCGGUCUGGUCGCGUCGGGAAGGUCUGAAGACGUUGUGAGUCUGCUGUUGACCAGGGAAGAUGCUUUGAGCCGCUGGCAGGAAACGAUCCCCGACGUCUUCCCGCAAGUGGAGGGCAGCAUGGUUCCUCCCUUCGAGCCGUCCCCCGCCAACCUCCCGCUAGCCUCAGCCAUCGAUCACUUCUACUCGAGGCGAGCUGUGCGUCGACGCGUCUACGGCGACUCAUUGGAGAAGGAGUUCGGGCUUGAUGUUGGCAUCAAGAGAGUUGCAGACUGUAACGCUACAGCUGGGGAAGGAUGUUUCUACCCGUCGGGGGCAAGGCAGUAUGACAUCGCGAGAAAACCUUGUCGUCCCAUGUCCUUGUUUCGCCCACAGGAGCGUGAUAGUCUCCAUAUCGUCGGCCCCCAUGGCGGCAUCAGCUGGACAUGUAGGUGGGCAGACCUGAUGGUUGGGAUCGUCGGGAGAGUUCGGCCAGUGGUUGUCCUCCUACAGGAGGGGAGGGGGGCAGGGGAGGCUCCACAGAUCUGA